CAUGGCUUCGAACUUGCCAGUUGAGGUGGUGACCCAUAUCAUGAAAUACCUUGGUGUCUCCGAUCGUAAAGAAGCAUCAUUGGUCAACAGAACCUGGUACGAGGCAUCAUUGGAUCCAAUACUUCAGAGAGAUCUUGUGGUCACCUUCAGCUCCAGCCGCAAGUGUGAUGAUCCAAUCACUGAUUUCGGACGGCGACGAAACCCAAAUGUAAUUCUAGACCAGCUUGAUGGUUCAUCAAGGUCAAAGGAAUUACUCCUGAAAUCCUGUCAACACAUGGGUCCAAAUCUGCAGAUGGUCUCCUUCAGAGGAUCGGACAUUACUGAGAACAUUUUCUUCUCAUUCCUGAUUCACUGUAACAGUCUGAUUAAGUUGGACCUCAGUUGUUGUAAUGCACUCUUUAUGUCUGGGAAACUACUGGAGAAGGAGAUGGACAGAAGCAAACUAAAACAUGUACUGAAACAUUUAAAGGAGUUGAACUUGAGUUCCAUUCGACAAAUUUCCGAUGAGACAUUCAAUCGAAUUACAAGUGUUGCACCAGGUCUGGAGGUGUUGUCCCUCGAGUUGUGUACAUUAUGGUUUCAGUCGACAGCCUAUCUCUCCAGAGGACGUGGUGCAAGCAGAAAUUCUGGGAGCUCAAACAUCCUGUCUUUCGACAACUUGGUCAACUAUUUGAAACAGCAGUGUCCUACUUUCAAAUCGAUUAACUUGAGUCGCACAGCAAUAAAUGAUGAGUCUUUGGAAGUUCUUGCAGAAAUACCAGGACUGUACUUGAAGGAGUUGCACCUCGACACCUGUAAAGAGUUAACAGACAAGGGGCUUGCUUGUGCUUUGAGAAAGCAAACCAAGCUAGAAGUGGUUGACUGCCGCAGCUGUUCAGAGGUUGGGAAUGGCACCAUCAUGGCCAUAACAGAACAUUUGCCAAACAUCAGGCAGAUAAAUCUCCGCCAGUGUCUUCGUAUCACAGACACAUCUGUUGCUGGGUUGUGCAACAUUCCGUCAAUCCGCAAACUUGAUCUUUCACCAUGCCAUGAUGUCACCACGAAGGGGCUUAUUCUAGGACUGUCUUCCCCGACUAUUAGUGGAUUGACCCAAUUGAGCUUGAAUGGGUGUAAUGCUGUGAGUGAUAAAUUUGUCUUUUCCAUGUCCGGGGUGCUGAAAAAUUUGGAAAAAUUGGACCUCAGUUCCUGUUUCUCCAUAACUGAUGUAAGUGUUCAUGCCAUAUCCAAGAACCUCAAGUACCUGACCCACCUGAAUCUCGGUUGGUGUAAGCACAUUACCGAUGCAGGUCUACUUGGGCUUGUGAAUGAUAAGAUACUCAAGCAUGAACACGAUGCUUUGUGUAAGUGCAUGAGAAAAAUGGACAAAAGCGAUGUGUUCAAAUUCUAUCACCCGACAAUGGCCAAGAUUGACCCAGUACCAGUCCUGCUGAAUGAGAAAGAGAUUAAGGAAUUGCAGCGACAGCAGCAAGAGGAGGGCCAGAUUUACCCCAUCAGUAAUCUUGCUAGGUUGCAGGUCCUCAACUUGGAAGCCAUACCCAGCAUCACUGAUAUCAGUCUCACUCAAGUCAUAACCUUCAAGGAGCUGAGGACAUUGAACUUGACCAUGUGUAAAAAGUUGUCUGAUGCCACAUUGUUUCGUAUAGCAACAGGUGCUCCCAGUCUGGAGGAAUUGUCCAUUGGGCAAUGUACUAAGAUCACUGAUAAUGGUCUCUACCUUGUGUUGAAGAGCCUGCAGCGUCUCACAUCUCUGCAUGUAACGAGCUGUGACCUCCUUACAGAUAAAACCGUCUCCAGGAUUGCAGAGAAGUGCAAGCGGCUGCGCCACCUUGAUGUUUCAUUCUGUAGCUUGAUAACAGAGGAGGCCAUGGAUGUUCUUGAAAGUCACCUGCAGCAUCUUACAGACGUGAAGAAAAGAUACAUCACAAUGGCUGAAUAUGUCAUGGUGUAAGAACACUUUGAUGUGGCGGUGGUUUGAAUAAUUUCAAAGUGAAAAGUGAAGAAGAUAGCUCUUGUAUUUUGGGAAAGGGUCAAAUAUUUAUAGAUAUUUAUUACCAGUGUGUCAUGUAUCUUGUCAUUCUUGAUGUGUUGUCGAGAACUUUGAAAACUAGUGCCAGUGCUCUUUUAAACUUAAGUCGUUAAGUUGUGUUUGUUUGUUGUCUUGAAGAUGAAGGAUUGGAGUACCGGUAUUAAUGCAAUGCUUAUUCAAAUAGUGAAAUUGGCAAAUGUGUUCAUUGUUUAAAACAUUGAGAUUGACACACCAUUAUAGCAUAGAAAUGUUGAAAAAAGUUGGUCUACGGUAAUUAAAAUGAUAGAUGGAGAGACCAUGAAAUAUGCACAGAAUGUAAUAUAUAAACUAGUGUUUAAAUGUAGUCAUGUUUAUAAGUGUCUAUAUGUAUUGUAUCUACUCUGCAAUAAUAGAAAAGCAACUUCUGGUGUCAGUUCUUGUUUCAUCUUAUAGAUUGACACACAUUUUCUCUGUAUAUACUCCAAAAUGAAUGCAGAUUUUGCUUUUCAAAUACAUUCCUAGGUUGCUGCAAAAUCUGUGAUAUCAACGUUUAUCUCUGUACAUAUUGAUUAUACUGCAACGGUGGUAAAUAAAUUUAUU
Molecule: messenger RNA, 2605 nt
Organism: Lineus longissimus
Lineage: Eukaryota; Metazoa; Nemertea; Pilidiophora; Heteronemertea; Lineidae
Product: F-box/LRR-repeat protein fbxl-1-like
Exons: 2
Coding region: 2-1948 (648 amino acids)
Biological process (GO): SCF-dependent proteasomal ubiquitin-dependent protein catabolic process
Cellular component (GO): SCF ubiquitin ligase complex
Molecular function (GO): protein binding
Source: RefSeq, a predicted model, not a curated record